AUGCAUAGAGACCAUAGAUUCAACCCUAAGGCAGUGCCUCCAUUUGCUAAUCAAGGGGGUGACAACUACAUGCAUCUCCCAGUUUCGUCUUCCUUUCCUGGGAACUUAGUUCCAGCUGCAGAUGACUUGUUGCCUAUCUACGGUGUUCAAUUUCAGCCAUCUGAGGUCUGCCCAAGGAAUUUCGUGAUUGUUGAUCAAACUGAUCAUCACAGUCAAAUAAUGUUCAACCCUGCAAUUGGCUACAAAUUCUCUGCUCCCAACUUCAAUGCCCCUUCAAGUUUCAUCCACGAGAGCUUUAUGGGGAAAGAAGAUGCCCUUGAUAUUAAGAAGGAGUUGUCAUCCUGGAAGGAAGAUUCUCAUGAUAUUGAUGCGCUGUUAAGCUUGGAUGAGGAGGACGAUGGUGAUGAUGAAAGCGAUGAAGAUGAGGUCAGCACUGCGAGGACGUAUGGGAGCAGCUCCCCUGGUUCGUGUAGCAACUACGACCAUCACUACAACUCCAGGAGCAAUGUUUGUUCAUCCGUUCAAAAGUCUUUUGGUGGGGGCAGCAGCAGCAACAGCAGCGAGAAGAAACAGUUAAAGAUGAAGAGGAUGGUGAAGGCACUGAAGGGAAUCGUUCCUGGUGGGGAGCAAAUGAAUACCGUCACCAUUAUUGACGAAGCAGUCAAGUACCUCAAAACCCUCAAGGUUGAAGCCCAGAAGCUUGGAGUGGGGAAAUUGAAAGACUACUACGAAUAA
Linum tenue is the source of this 735-nucleotide messenger RNA. NCBI's taxonomy places the organism in Eukaryota, Viridiplantae, Streptophyta, Magnoliopsida, Malpighiales, Linaceae. The record is from the annotation of a GenBank genome assembly.